GAAAAAAGGGGGAAAAAAUUAGUUCUUCCUUCUCCCUGAAGAAGGGAGGAAGGCAGGCGAGUAUUACUAGAAUUUCCCAAAAAUUUACAGCUAAAAUCCCUUGCUAGAUCCGUAUCUUUCCGCCUAAGUUUUUUCUCUAACUGGUACACUUGUUGGAAAGAAUGGAAAUGCUUACUACGUGUUGGAAAUUCUCUGUUUUUUGGUAGUAUUUUUGUUUAUAUUGAUUCUGCAUUUUUUUUCAUUCUGAAAUUGGUAAUCAAUGGCAGGAUGGUCGAAAAGAGUUGAUGGGUCAAAUCUAACGAGCUUCAGAAAACCCGAAAACCCAAAAACUCUUGUGAAAAAUGAAGUAGAUUACGAUAGUGCGAAACUGUUGUUCAUAGAAGUUUUUACUCUAUGCUUGGAAGAAGUUGCUGGGAGUUUGUGUUAUAGGCCAUUACCUCCGAUGUUGGGUGAUGGGAAACCAGUGGAUUUGUUCAAGCUUUACUUGGUUGUGAGGAAAAAUGGUGGGUAUCCAAGAGUUUCUGAAAAUGGGUUGUGGGGUUUAGUGGGUAUGGAUUGUGGGUUCGAUUCGAGUUAUGGGAUGGCUUUGAAAUUGGUUUAUGUUAAGUAUUUGGGUGUAUUAGAGAAAUGGAUGUUGAGAGUUAGGGAAAUUGAUGGUAGUAGUGUUAAGAGUAAGGUGAGUAAAUGUGAUUUGGGUUCAGGUGGGGAUGGAGUUCCUAUGGAUGUUGAGUUGGAUCUGAAGAAGGUUCUAAUGAAGAUUUCGGAUGAAAAAGCUAAAGAUGGUGAAAAUGGGAAAUGUAAAUUGAGGAAGAAAGGUGUUGAUACUACAGAUGGUGAUGAGGCUCGGGAUUUUGAUGGGUUGAAUGAAAGUAAUGAGAAAUUUGAUGGUCAAAGUAAUUUGGACAGCAAUGUGAUUACUGUAAAGGAUAUUGAUGAAACUAGGAGUGUUGUCUAUGACAAAGAACAUUUGAAGUCUGUCAAGGGAAGGGAAAGUGUUAGUGUUCUGCAUGGAAAUGGAACAGAUGAGUCGUUAACGAAGUCCACUAUGGUUGAGGAAGAUUGCAUUAGUAGGAAGAGGAAGCGAGAAUCUUACUUGGAUAUGGUGAAGUGGGUAAGUGAAGUUGCAAAAAAUCCUUGUGAUCUUGCCAUUGGUACUUUGCCAGAAAGGUCUAAGUGGAAGGAUUAUGGGACUGAAGUGGUUUGGAAGCAGGUUCUGCUGCUGCGAGAUGAAAUGCUUUUGAAAAAGGAUGUGGAUCCAUGUGCUCAGCAAUCAGUAUGGCAGAUAAAACAAAAGAUGCAUCCAUCUAUGUAUGAUGAGAAUUCUGGUUCCGGAAGAUUAAGAUGCAGCCAGCGAGUACUAUCUGCAAAAGAUUAUCUGAAAAAGAGGCGUGCACUGCAGUUUUCUGCGUCACCUUCAAGUUCUCAUAAUGACGAGGAUCAGGCCGAUGUACCAACCGGUUCUUCUGCAGAGUCGGCAAUUGGUUUUUGGUGGAAGCAGCGCAGAAAGAGAAUACCAGUUGGGCCACAGUUUCAAGCAGAUAUUCCCGAAUCGAUUGAGGAGAUCUAUGAAAGUGACUCUAAAUGGCUGGGCACUGGAAUCUGGCCGCUAGGCAAACCAGGGAAAAAAAGAGCCUUAGUUGACAGAGGUCCUAUAGGUAAAGGAAGACAAGAUAUCUGUAGCUGCAACACUCGAGGUUCUUAUGACUGUGUCAAGUUUCAUAUAUCCGAGAAAAGGAGGAAGCUUAAGAUUGAUUUGGGAUCAGCCUAUUCUGAGUGGAAAUUUGACUCUAUUGGUGAAGAAGUUGCACUUUCUUGGUCAAGAGAAGAAGAACACAAAUUUCAGGAUAUAGUUAAGUCGAACCCUUUGUCUGAGGAGAAAAGUUUCUGGAAUGAGGUUUUUAAGUUCUUUCCAAACAAAAGCAGGGAGUCUUUAGUAAGCUACUACUUUAACGUCUUCCUUCUACGCCGCAGAGCCAACCAGAAUAGGACUAAUGCUGGUAAUAUUGACAGUGAUGAUGAUGAAUCAGAAUAUGGACCUAGAUUUGAUUGUUUUGGGCGUGAUGCUAAGUACUCCAUCUUUCGUUCCCCAAGUAAAAACACAUCUGGAUCGGAGGUAGUACCAUGAAUCUUGAAAGAGCGAUCAUGGCAUUUCCCAGAACUGUAUAUUACCGGAGUUUUCUUGUGCUUUUGCUCUUCAGCAAGUUAUUUCUUUUACAACUGCAACACAUGAUCCCAUCUUGGAAUUGUACAAUUUUUGGGUCAGUGAAUUUUGGUGUUUCAAGGAUAUCGAUUUUUCUCUGUUUCUUAGCCUGCACAGCUUGUCCCCAUCGUUUUGAUCACAAACAUGUGAACACGAUCUCUCUUUAACAGCAAAACAUUUUUGUAAGUUGAUGUACACAUGCUGCUACAGUUUCUGAUAUCCUCAGGGUAUA
Solanum stenotomum is the source of this 2432-nucleotide messenger RNA. Its product is annotated as AT-rich interactive domain-containing protein 1-like. The coding region runs from base 260 to 2125 and encodes 621 amino acids. Gene Ontology annotation, molecular function: DNA binding. The record is from RefSeq and is a predicted model, not a curated record. The transcript is spliced from 2 exons. Lineage: Eukaryota; Viridiplantae; Streptophyta; Magnoliopsida; Solanales; Solanaceae.